Messenger RNA from Blepharisma stoltei, 678 nucleotides. NCBI's taxonomy places the organism in Eukaryota, Ciliophora, Heterotrichea, Heterotrichida, Blepharismidae. The record is from the annotation of a GenBank genome assembly.
AUGCAAGUGGAAUACGCAAUGGAAGCCAUCAACAACGCAGGAUCUACAGUUGGCGUCCUCUGUUCUGAAGGCAUCGUCAUCGGCGCAGAACGAAAACAGACCUCCAAGCUUUUAGAAAGGUCCAAACAUAGCGAAAAAAUGUACCAAAUUGACGAACACGUCGUAUGUGCAGCCGCAGGACUUACAGCAGACGCCAACAUCCUCAUAAAUCAUGCUAGGAUCAUCAGUCAACAAUAUCAAUAUACCUAUCAUGAGCUUAUGCCUGUAGAACAGCUCGUCAGACAGCUUUGUAACUCAAAACAAGGCUACACCCAGCACGGUGGGCUCAGACCAUUUGGGGUCUCCUUCUUAUAUGCAGGCUGGGACCCUAUUUAUGGCUUCCAAUUAUAUUGUUCUGAUCCUAGUGGAAACUAUUUAGGCUGGAAAGCCAUUGCGAUUGGGGCAAAUAAUCAGUCAGCGUCAGGGAUUUUAAAGCAAGAUUACGAAGAAAAUUUCACCUUGAGGCAGUCACUAGGAUUGGUAGCAAAAGUGAUUACAAAGUCAAUGGACACGACAUCGCCAACGCCAGAUAAGCUAGAAAUCAUUGUACUGACAAGGCAAAAUGGAAAAGUGGUUUAUAAGACACUGAGGGAUGAAGAGGUACAAGAAAUAUUGACGGAGUUUAAGAUCGUAAGCUAA